AUGGCGUCUCCUAGCCAAGUGAAUCUUGGCGAUCGCUGGCUGCCUUUCCGCCAGUUGAGUAAUCUUAUCAAGAGUGCCCUCGUGGACGGCUCAGCCACGGCCUGUUCUCAGUUAGAGGAUGCACUGGUCAAGCACAAGGCGGAGUUCAUCUCCUUCAUGAAGAAUCCACUUAAGAAUGACCUCCACCGAGAGGCGGUGAAGAAUGCCUCAAAAGAGGGCAUUAUGAUAAUUGAAAACCAAAAUCGCUUCAAAACGGUCAUCCCGCAGGACUUGGUGGCAGAAGCCCUGUUGCUUUCAGAUAUGUUCAAUCUGAAUGAGUGGUCAGCGCUUGAGCUGCUAAUUAUCGGCGAGAAUCAACUGACCCGAUAUCCCGACAUGACUCGAGGCACCAUUGCCGUCCUGUACUACUACGACGGCAGAAGAAGCAUUGCCAACACCUUGCAAACGCUGAUUCAAGCGAAAAACGGCCGGAGCUGGACUUCAAAGAUGUCUCGUGACAUGUCGCGCUUUAUCAACAAAUACACCGACGAGCUAAAGGACGAGGGCAUCAUUUCCAAGUGCAUCGACUUCUUGCAGGACUUUGACAUUGUCAAGGAGUUUGAAAUGCUCGAGCGGAAUCGUGCUCUAGGUCCCUUUGUCUACCGAAAGCGUGUUCUCGACAUAAUGAAGGAGACGCGGAAAAUGGCGGCAAACAUCAUCUUCAACUACGCAGCUCAAACGAGCCUGACAAAGAAUGAAAUGCUCAAACUGCUCGAUCUGAUUUCCAAAUCAUGCACUUUCGAAAACGACCACCUAGACUUUGUCUCCACCUCCUUUUUAAUUUCUCUCCUCUACACACUGGACGUCAGUUUCAUUCAGGACCUGGACGACAAUGACCGCCAGUUGGUGAAUAUUCCCUGGGUCACUGAUUCCAGCAUCAUUGUCGACUUUAUCGCCAAGCUUGACCGUACCGAGUUUACGGUAAAAUCGGUGAAAAACAUCGUAAAAUUCGCAGCAGCUAUCAGUCUAAAGACGCUCUCUCAGUACCCCAUUUCUGGGUUUGACGUUGAGAUUGACGAGGAGAAGCUGGUGGACGCCGCCAUCGAGGAGAACGUCUUUGAGAGCCUGAACAUGCUGCUCUCAAAGAGCAACAACAACCUCUUCAAGGAGGACUUUUUCGCCCGACGACUGCACGCCCUGAACUGUGACUUCAUCGUGAACAUGCCGGCGAAGAUCAAGGAGCUGCGCGACAAGGCGGACGAGUCGGGCCGCAUACUGAACGCCUUCAGCGCCGAGUCGAUCAAGCCCUUCAGCAGUCUGUCGCUGCAGUUUGAGAAGUUUCUCGCCUACCUCGCCAACUUCUACCUCGCCGACGGCAACGGCCUGUCGCGUGAGUUCUGGAUCACCAUGGAGCACGGCAAGCUGGUCUCCCACCGGCAACAGGUGCUGAACAAGUUUAUCCGCUCGCUGCACGAGUCCUUCUUCCCGCAGAUUCUCCACGCCGCCGUCAUCAACUUCUUUCGCGCGCUCGCCCGCUCCUCCGCCUUUAACGUCUUCAAUCUGAUCAAGAACACCAGCUUCCACACGAGCAUGCAGUUCUCCAUUGGCUCCUUCAGUGAGACGCUGAACGCCUACCUCAGCGCAGUGCGCGGCGCCGACAACAAGGAACGCAUCAGCGCCAGCACCUUUGGCGGCUUUGGCAACUCCUUUGCCGUCACUACCACUGGCGGCUCCAGUGGCAACGCUCUGAACGCGCACAAGAUGAUCGCCGAGGCGGACACCAUCUCCGCCAUUGUCGGGCUGAUUGAGGAGAUUGUCAAGAAUGACCGCACCUGUGCAGUGGCCAUUGCGGAGAGUCAGCAGUACCUCUUCAUCUCCAAUCUGGUGGGCAUCCUCCGGUGCGCCGUGCCACGGGAGCUGAAGGCGCAAAUUCUCACCUGCUUUGCGGCCUUUGCCAAGUCCGCCUCGGUGGCCCCGCUCAUCUGGAAGGAGAUUGACAGCAUUCUGCCGCGCUACAACGCCAACAUUCUCGGUCACCAGAAGCUCUGGCAGAACGGCAUCGCCAUUGAGAUUGAGGAGAUUGAGGUGAAGAACGAGGAGUACCCCAUCACCAUCGGUUUUCUCGAGCUGAUGAACGUCCUCUUCAGCCACAACGAGGCCGGCCUCAGCCUGCACCAGCAGGCGCUCUCUGAGAGCUGCUUCAGAUUUACGCUGAACUCCAUCCUCCUCAAGUCCAUCUACCGGGUGUUCAAGAACGACCAGGAGCGGUGGACGAUAAUGAAGCUGUGCUACANUGGCUUUCUCGAGCUGAUGAACGUCCUCUUCAGCCACAACGAGGCCGGCCUCAGCCUGCACCAGCAGGCGCUCUCUGAAAGCUGCUUCAGAUUUACGCUGAACUCCAUCCUCCUCAAGUCCAUCUACCGGGUGUUCAAGAACGACCAGGAGCGGUGGACGAUAAUGAAGCUGUGCUACAGCAUGCUGCUGGGCAUUGUGCAGAAGUACGACAGCACCAAUCAGGAGGCGAGCUUCAACAGCCGCGUCUUUCAGGUCUUCUCGGAGAUGCUGCAGGAGAACCUGCUCUUCCGACACAUCAUCGCCACGCUGGAGGACACUGCCGCCUACUUUGAGGCGUACGUCGCCUCGCCCACGCUCAAGGACCACGACCGCCUCUUUGACGAGGUGGAGGAGUGCGCCCGGGUCAUCCUCCACCUGCUGACCGCCGUCUGCGAGAAGCAGUCGGUCUUCUUUGAGGCCAUUCGCAAGGUGCAGGGCCUCUCCAUCUCCACCUUCAUCAAGAUGGACGUCCUCUUCAACAACAUCAACGUGAAGAGCAACCGCCAGGACCGUCUGGCCAUUCUCUUCCGCCUCAUUCCCUUCUCCACGGGCGUCUCCAUUGCGACGCUCAAGUUUCUCAACACCCUCUGCGAGAGCCACUACGAGGUGACCUACCUCUGUCUAAUGCAGCUGCACAACUCGCCGGCGCUGGUCCUCAAGGCUGACCUGCUGAUCAACACCUUUGUGGAGUGUCUCGAGUCGGACUCGAAGAGGCUGCGGCUGGAGGCGCUGCGCUUCAUCAACACCUACCUGGGCAGUCAGCAGUCCAGCAAUCUGCGCUACAACUUUGCCCACAAGCUGGUGGGCAUCGAGAGUAAGCUCUUCUCGCUGAAGAACAUCAGCCUCUUCGGGCAGAACUACACCUGUCUGCACUCCAUUCUCUCGCUCUUUGACGCGCUGGUGGACGUCGCCGAGGUGAUGGACGAGCGGGCGAUUGGCAUGGCCAUCAUCCACAAACUGUGCAGCGGCGUGCACACCCACGAGCUGGUGCUGCGAGUGCUGCGCUCCAGCUACGACUUCAACAUGCAGUACCUGAAGUUCUGGGCGAAGCUGAUGGCCAGCGACCCGCCGGAGACCGUCCUCGAGGGCCUGCUCAGCGAGAUGGCCCUCUUCAUGCGCAUUCUCGCCAUUGACAUUCGCAUCACCUCGGAGCAGAAGCUCAAGUCGUACUACUCCGCCUACGUGAACUACCUCUUCAAGGAGACCAGCCGGCCGCGCGUCAUUGAGAUGCUCUACGAGUUUGUCUUCACGCACGAGCACCCGCCCAUGGCCAACUUUGACUACUUCGACUCGAAGGAGCUGAUGAAGACGAUCGGCACCUGUCUGAACGCCGACAACUCCAUCGACCUGCAGCUGCUGCACCAGAAGCUGUACGCGGAGAUUCACGCCGUAGGGCAGCAGAUUGGCGUCGCCUCGACCAGCCUCCUGCGCGAGGAGAUCAACGCCAUCACGCGCUACUGCACCACCGUCAACCGGUCGAUUGACCUGCUGGCGGAGAAGGCGCACUUUGUGGAGGCCUGGUGCGAGCUGGUGCAGGUGGUCAUCCUCUGUCGCUGUCUGUCCAGCAUGGAGGAGGACGUCCACUCGCGCUACCUGACCGAAAUCAACCUCGAGCUGAUCAACAAGGUACUGGACCAGAACACCAACUACGCCCUCUUCAACUCCAUCUCCUCCACCAUUCUCAUUGCCUCGCACUCGCUCAAUGAGAUUCGCUCUCAGUCGGUCUCCAACAUCUCCUCCUGCAUUCGCUCCAUACUGCACACGCUGGAGAGCUCCUCCGCCAUCUGGUCACAGCAGAAGCGGGCAAGGGUCAACUUUUACGGCGCCCUCCUCUACCUCUUUCAGCUGCUGCCCGGGACGCUCUUCAAGGAGAUCAAGUUCAGCAGCAACCUGCUGGACCGGCUGACGAAGGACGUCCUCUCCGGUCAUGAGGUCGCCAAGAUGCUCUCCAUCUCCAUACUGAAUCGCAGCGACACCGACAACUGGCUCAAUGAGCUCAUCCUCAACGGCACACUGAAGCAGCUGCUGCAGAGUAUUCUCUCCGAUGACCGGGACAUUCGGGCGAACAAGUACGAGUUCAUCAAGACCUUCUACGUCUUUGAGUCAAAGAUGAUGCUUCUUCUGAAGAUGUUCUCUUCGCACAACGCUGGUGGCUUGCUGCUCAACAACCUUGACAUUGUGAACACCCUCGAGUCGCUGCAGAGCUUUGAUAUGUACCCCUACUUGAUCUGCGAAAAUGCCGUCUGCUUUAAAAUGUUUGUCGACAUUCUUCGGCUGAUGAUUACCAUCACCACGAAUACUAAUCACCAAAUCAUCAGUGAGAUUGGCGCUUUUAUCUCAUCACGCUCCAUUCUCUACGACCUCAUUCGCAUUGCACCGACCAUAAAGGAGAGUGAAAACGGCAAGGAGCUGCUGCUGCUGGUGUCCCGUCUCGUUGGACGACUAAUUCUCAACGUGAACAGCAAUCUUCAGAGCAACUUUGUCGGUCUGCUGUCACUGUACACUGACGAACACUCCCUCUCCACUGACAGCGAAGUCGUCUUUACCAUUCUCUACGCCUGUGUUCAGUUGAUUUCAUUUAAUGGUAUGAGCUCAGUUGCAGCAUCAAAUCCAAUUUUUGAGGCAUCUCUGGUGAACACUGAUUCGCGCAUUCACUCGAAGCACUCACUCGGUCUGCUGGUGUCCAUCAUCAACACCUGCACACUUCGCUCGAAUGAUAUUCCCAAGUGCACCUUUAUCAUUGAAAAUGCCUUGUACCUCCUCUGGACGCACUUUAACAUCUUCUUCAGCAUGCUCGACCUUUCGCCUGAGCAGAUUGAAGAGGUGGACACGCUGAAGACGCAAGCAGAGGCCACCUUUAGUGAUGCCUUCUUCUCCAAAAUUCAGGCUGUCACUCAGAAUGGCGUUCCGAAUAAGCACGCCAAUCGCAGUAAUGUGAAGAAGGUGGAGGACAUUGCCAAGAUUUGGAAUGCAUGUAGAAUCGCCAAGAAAAUUCUGAUGACCACCGGACGGCAAGUGAAGCCAGGAAUGACCUGUGAAGAUAUUGAUGAUAUCGUCUACGAGCUUUGCCUGAAGAACAACUGCUACCCAUCGCCGUUGAGGUAUAGCAACUUCCCCAAAUGCGUCACCACUAGUGUCAACAAUGUGGCAGUGCACGGUAUUCCCGAUUCGAGGCCGUUGCUGGAAGGGGACAUCAUCUCCAUCGACGUCAGCGUCUUUGUGGGCACCGACAGCAAUGGCCACCAUGGUGACUGCUGCCAUACAUUUGCCGUCGGCGAGUGCGACCCGGCAGCCAAGCAUCUCAUGUCUGUGGCUGAGCUCUGUCUGUUGGAGGCAAUCAAAGUGUGCAAAGCUGGAGAAAAGAUUUCGCUGAUUGGCAAAACCAUCGAAAGGGUGGCCAAGUCGUACAAGAUGGCUGUCAUCCGGGAGUUUUGCGGUCACGGAGUUGGGGAAGACCUACAUCAGAAUCCGCUGAUUUUACACUACGACCACCCCUCUGAUGAGGUAAUGCUGGAGAACAUGGUCUUCACCAUUGAGCCAAUCAUCACCGAGAGCAGCAACCCUAGCAUCGUUGCCUACGAAGACAACUGGACGAUUUCCACCGAGGACAACGCCAGGACGGCACAGUACGAGCACACCAUUUGGGUGAAAAAAGAGACGGCAGUGGUGCUCACCACUGAAGAGACCGCUGCUACCGACUGA
Rhagoletis zephyria (snowberry fruit fly) is the source of this 6015-nucleotide messenger RNA. The record is from RefSeq and is a predicted model, not a curated record. NCBI's taxonomy places the organism in Eukaryota, Metazoa, Arthropoda, Insecta, Diptera, Tephritidae.